AUGUUUCAGAAUGGUUUGUCCAUCGUCGGCCGUAGUCGUGGCGCGUCGACAUUGUCAGCCAUUUCUAUUAGUUAGAACAGUGCGGCACAUAGCAAAUGGCGGUGGAAAUAAUAAUUUGGCUUCAGAUGCAGAUGACUGGGGAAACAAUAGUACUAGCGAACACACAAUAUUUCGACAGCGUAUUCCAUUACAUGCAGCAAUUCCAUUGAGUGGUAAACAUCUUACAACAAGAUGGAAUAUCUGGCGUACUUCAUCUUCCAACAGUCGUUGUGAUGAGUGCGGCAAGCCGCUCAAAAACAUACCAUCAUCGACGCCGAGUUCACGUUAUCUGAUUUGUGAAAACUGUCGACGAUUGUUUAGCUGUGGUCCUUUAGAUGAAGAUGACGAGAAAGGAAGUGUUUUGAAAGCAACUGAAGCAGACAAAAAGCCGCCAUAUCCAAAAGAGAUUUAUAGUUUUCUGGAUAAGUAUAUCAUUGGUCAAGAACAAGCUAAGAAAACACUGUCAGUUGGGGUUUAUCAACAUUACCUGCGUCUUUAUCACAAUAUCGAGAAUAACAUUGGUUCACCAGUUAUCAGCAGUGCGGAUGGAAAUCGGCCACGUACAGGAGCAUCUUCACCUGGUGUGUUGUAUCAGGAAGAUUACAGUAGAGCUGGCCGUGCUGACAUUCGUUUUUUCUCAGAUGCACCGGCACCCCAACAGAAACACCGAGUUGCUUCACCAGUAUUUCGUCCACUUCCCGAAAAUGAUGUUCCGAUCCGACUAGAAAAGUCUAAUAUUCUGCUACUUGGUCCGUCCGGUGUUGGUAAAACCUUUAUCACCCAAACACUGGCCCGUAUUUUGGAUGUACCCAUUGCGCUGUGUGAUUGUACCUCCAUGACUCAGGCCGGUUAUGUUGGUGAAGAUGUAGAAAGCGUCGUCCAAAAACUUGUGCAGAAUGCGGGUGGUAACGUGGAACGUGCACAGCAGGGAAUCGUUUUCCUGGACGAGAUAGACAAAAUAGCUGCAGCACAUAAUGUGCAGUCUCAUGCAUUCAGAGACGUCAGUGGUGAAGGCGUACAACAUGCACUGCUCAAAUUAGUAGAAGGAACAUUGGUGAACGUGAAGAGUAGCCGUAAAUCAAUGAGCACGCAGCAAGACUUCGUCCAAGUUGACACAACAGAUAUCUUGUUUGUCGCAUCAGGCGCAUUCACCGCUUUGGACCGUAUAGUUGGCAAACGACUUGAUAAGAAAACACUUGGCUUAGGUGCGAGGUCAGGAGUGCAGCGAAUAACCGAUGAUGAUAAGUUAGAAGCAGCAAUCUCGAAAAAGCGAGACGAUCUUUUGAGACAAGCGGAUCAGGGGGAUCUUAUAAGUUUUGGCAUUGUACCGGAACUUGUUGGACGUUUUCCGGUUAUUGUGCCUUUUCACAGUUUGGAUAAGGGUAUGCUAAUCAGAGUAUUAACUGAGCCAAGGAAUUCACUGCUCGCUCAGAAAAAACUUGAAUUUGCCAUGGAUGGUGCAGAUCUUUCGUUUUCCUCCGAUGCGCUUGAUGAAAUUGCCGCGCUUGCAUUAGAACGCAAAACCGGUGCACGUGCAUUACGUUCUAUUGUGGAAAAGGUGUUACUCGAGGCAAAGUUUACGGUACCAGGAAGUGAUAUCGAAAGCGUUCAUAUAAAUAGAGAGUGCGUGAAAGGUAAAGCUGAUUACGUAUAUACGCGACGUGCGCAACAAGCUACAGGUUAACAAUGACACACUUUUCUAAAGAAUUGUUAAUAUAUAAAUAUUGAUAUGGUAUGGUUUCACUCAUUUCAUUCUAAUCGAUUCUGAGCAAACAAAAAUAUCAGUGCAUAGGGACAAAAUUGAAGUUAUCUUUCUCGAGUCUUUCACAUUCCUAGGAUCUAAUUAGCAUUUAUUGGUGAUGUUCGUUGAAAAGCACUAUGUCAUGUAAUCAAUCUCUCUGUUAUGCAAGCCUUGAUUUUAUUGUCAUCUCCCUCUAUUUACAUUCAUGUUUUGUUUUUUUCAGUUUCAUUUUGUAUUCUUUAUGCUUCUGUAUUUUUCGUCACUAAUCUUUGUGCCAUUUCUCAUUUUUGUUUUAAUAAAAGUGAUGGACAGAACAUUUCACAUCAUUGUGUAGUGUGGAAAAUGUAUUCUCGUAAAC
Molecule: messenger RNA, 2138 nt
Organism: Loa loa (African eye worm)
Lineage: Eukaryota; Metazoa; Nematoda; Chromadorea; Rhabditida; Onchocercidae
Product: ATP-dependent Clp protease
Exons: 8
Coding region: 11-1723 (570 amino acids)
Biological process (GO): protein catabolic process; proteolysis
Cellular component (GO): mitochondrial matrix
Molecular function (GO): ATP hydrolysis activity; ATP binding
Source: RefSeq, a predicted model, not a curated record